Molecule: messenger RNA, 2202 nt
Organism: Oncorhynchus kisutch (coho salmon)
Lineage: Eukaryota; Metazoa; Chordata; Actinopteri; Salmoniformes; Salmonidae
Product: zinc-binding protein A33-like
Exons: 3
Coding region: 85-813 (242 amino acids)
Molecular function (GO): protein binding
Source: RefSeq, a predicted model, not a curated record
UGGAUAUUGAUGCUGUUGUAUUCACUAUCACUGUCUUUAUUUCUUCCACAUCGACUCUAGGACACAGAGAUAGAAGGCAGAGUGAUGGAUCUGCUGAGCAGGACAGACCCAAGCAAAGUGAACCUGGAUGAGCCUAAAGCUGACCAAAUUCUCACCCUCACCAACAAUAUGCUGCUACUCAUCCACUCCCAGACCCCCAUUACCAAGAGACUCAUCAAGAGCUAUUCUACAGAAGUGUCCCUGGACCCAGAGACAGCGCACCCCAAGCUGGUCAUCUCCCUGCACGGUGACAGUGUCACCUACACAGACACCUGGCAGGAACUACCAGAGCUCCCAGGACGCUUUGACACCACCCUCAACGUGAUCAGCCUGCAGGGCUUCAGCUCUGGGCGUCACUACUGGGAGAUAGAUGUGGCUGGGAAGACUUACUGGGAGCUGGGCCUCACCUACCCCACCAUCUCCCGCAAGGGCCGGGCCGAGGACUGCUGGCUGGGUCGCGGCUCUGACUCCUGGGCCAUGGAAUUCUUUGACGGGGAGUACACAGCCUGGCACGGUGGGGUGCCCCACCAGCUGCCUGUCACGAAACACUUAAGCCGUAUUGGGGUCCUGUGUAGUUUCCCAGCGGGCCUAGUGUCUUUCCUGGGGGCGGACAGCAUGACCCCUCUGUUCUCGUUUUGUGUGGGGGCGUUCAAGGACUGUCUCCACCUGGCAUUGUGCCCAGGUCACGACCACAACGGUACGAACGCCAAACCAAUUUUGAUCUGUAACGCACCUCCAACUCCUAGUUCUAUCCAGAAUGCCCAAGAAUGCUGACUCUGCUCCUUAUGAUACUCAAAGGGGAUGAUUCCCUUUUUAAGCGAUUUUCUCUCAACACGUAUUCUGACCUUGAACUUAGGCAUGAGAAUAGCACACUAUUCACCUGCUUUUCUUUUUGGGUGGAUAUCUAAUAUCUAAUGAAGGUGUGGCAGAGGUGUCUAUAGAUAUGCCAUAUUCUCACAUCGACUUAAUGUCCUAAUAAUUCAGCCACCUUUACGCAAGAGGAAAAAGUAUCUACUUAAUAUUUUCCGAUAGAAAUAACAUCAUUCUCCAUGCAGUGUAAUUUACAAUUUCAUGAGAGCUAUUGAAAAGAGCUAGGUAAAUUAGUAAUCCAUUUGGAUAAGGGGAUUGUAAAUAUUAAUGAUACUUGUUUCAGAUAUAUUUUAUCUUAUAAUCACUGGAGACAAUUGUGAAACCAGUCAUAUGGCAACAAAAUUAAGCAUAUCGAUAUAUCAACUUUGUCACAUCAAAGAGUAUGAAAUGUAUUAUGCAGAAUUUUAAUUGUACAGCCUUUUAACUUGCAGGGAUGGGCUCUCUUGAAUAUCUUAAUUAUAGGCUACCCCAACUUUCUCUGUUUCCUAUUUCUAUUGUGUUAAAUAUUAGCCACUAUCAGUAUUUACAGUCAGUAGGCUUAAUAACAACACAUCUGCCAUUCUGCCCUUGAGCAAGGCAGUUAACCCCCAACAACAAUUGCUCCCCGGGUGCCGAUGAUGUCGUUUAAGGCAUCCCACACACCUCUUGGGUUAAAUGUGAAAGACACAUUUCGGUUGAAUGCAUUCAGUUGUGCAACUGACUAGGUAUCCCCUUUCCCUUGAAUAACUGAAUGUGGCACUUUUCAGAAUGAAUCAAACAAAACUUUUGUCUUUUGUGAUUCACAAAUGUGACCGAUAGGCUCAAAUCUGGCUUAUGUAGCAACAUUUGAAAUUGCGUUUUUUACAUUGGAUAAAAGUAGUAUAAAUGGUAUAUCAUACACUACAGUUGAGGAACAAUGGGAAAGUAAUCUUGCUUUGAAAGUUGAUAAAUUUGUAAACUCACUUUUGAGAAAAUGUCCAAAAGUAGAGACAAAAUGGUAUAUAAUACACUACAGUUGAGGAACAAUGGGAAAGUAAUUCUGCUUUGAAAGUUGAUAAACUUGUAAACUCACUUUUGAGAAAAUGUCCUUGUUUUGGAACUAUUACUGGAGAGCCCUUCUUUGUCAACACCCCUUCGGCAUCGUUCACAACCUCUUUAGCUUUAGCCCCACCCAUCUCUUUAAGGGUUGAUCCAAGCUUUCUGUACUAUCAACAGCAAUCAAGCACCCAAGCUAACUUGCUAGUUACUUCCAGACACAAAUGAGAGAACAGCUCACUCAACAUUACUCGCCCUAGCAGAGCUGGUUAGGCUGUU